AUGGAAGCUGCUCUAAUGGGCGUCGGAAUCUACUCACCUCGCCUGCUCUCCCCUCCAUCAGCCAGAAACCCUCACUUCAAACCCCACGCAGCUGUAAGCGGCCGUCCCACCGCCAGCAAAUGGGCGGACCGCCUCCUAGCCGACUUCCAGUUUCUCCCUCCGACCUCGGAUUCUGUAGACGCAGCAACCUCAACGCCGCCGCCCGUCCUCCCUUCCCUGCCCGAGCGGCACGUGUCCGUGCCGUUGGACUUCUACAGGGUCCUCGGGGCCGAGCCGCAUUUUCUAGGCGACGGCAUUCGCCGGGCGUACAACUCUAGGGUUUCGACGCCGCCUCAGUAUGGGUACAGCGACGAGGCUCUGAUUAGCCGGCGCCAGAUUCUGCAAGCUGCUUGCGAGACGCUGGCUACUCCUAGCUCUCGCAGGGAGUAUAAUCAGGGACUCGCGGAUGAUGAGUUUGAUACCAUUCUCAUUCAAGUGCCUUGGGAUAAGGUUCCUGGAGCUUUGUGUGUGUUGCAAGAAGCUGGGGACACAGAACUGGUUCUCCAAAUAGGGGAAAGCUUGUUCAAAGAGAGGCUACCUAAGUCAUAUAAGCAAGACAUUGUGUUGUCUAUGGCGCUUGCUUAUGUAGAUUUGUCUAGGGAUGCAAUGGCACUAUCACCCCCUGAUAUCAUUAGAAGCUGUGAGCUGCUCGAAAUGGCUCUCAAGUUGCUACAGGAAGAAGGUGCGAGCAACCUUGCUCCCGACUUGCGCGCCCAGAUUGACGAGACCCUAGAGGAAAUCAACCCCCGCUGUGUCCUAGAGCUCCUAGCUCUACCACUUGGUGACGAUUACCAAUCAAAGAGAGGAGAGGGCCUACAAGGUUUACGGAACAUUCUCUGGGCUGUGGGAGGAGGAGGUGCAGCUGCCAUUGCUGGAGGAUUCACUCGAGAAGAUUUCAUGAAUGAGGCUUUCCUGCAUAUGACAGCUGCCGAGCAGGUUGACCUCUUUGCUGCCACACCAAGCAACAUACCUGCCGAGAGUUUCGAAGUCUAUGGGGUAGCCCUCGCUCUAGUCUCUCAAGCCUUCAUGGGCAAGAAACCCCAUCUCAUCCAGGAUGCUGACAACCUUUUCCAGCAGCUCCAGCAGACAAAGGUCACGGCCGUGGGGCCCACCGCCUACAACGUGAGACAAAACCGUGAGGUGGACUUUGCCCUCGAGAGGGGUCUCUGCUCCCUUCUUGUUGGGGAGGUUGAUGAUUGCCGUUCAUGGCUUGGACUGGACAACCAGGAUUCGCCCUAUAGAGAUCCAUCUAUCGUCAACUUUGUCUUGGAGCACUCCAAGGACGACAGGGAAGACGAUCUUCUUCUUCCCGGACUCUGCAAACUACUCGAGACGUGGUUGACUGAGGUUGUGUUCCCCAGAUUUAGAGAGACCCAGGGAGUCGAGUUCAAGCUUGGGGACUAUUAUGAUGAUCCAAAGGUGCUCAGAUACUUGGAGAGAAUAGAAGGUGCCGGGCGCUCGCCACUGGCGGCAGCAGCUGCCAUAGCAAGAAUUGGGGCUGAGGCCACGACUGCCGUGCUAGACAACGUGAAGGUUAGUGCGGUUCAGGUGCUGAGGAGGGUAUUUCCACUCGGCGGUGGUGAAAAGAAUGCAAGGGUCUAUGAGGAGAACGAAACGAAGAGUUAUGACCUAGCGACUGUGGUCCGGCUUGAUUGUGAUGAUCCUUACGUGGCUGGAGUUGAGGAGGGGAGCCGUGCUGCUGGUGGGCCCCAGCAGCAGGAGAAUAUUAAAGGGGCGACCUUGAAGAUCAUGUGUGCUGGUGUGGCUGUUGGCUUGUUGACUUUGGCGGGGUUAAAGUUUCUGCCGUUGAGAAAUGGCUCCUCCUAUGGUGGUGUACCUAAGGAUUCGGGCCCGGUAUCUGUGGCUUCUGAUGUCAUCGAUGUGGGAGGCUCGGUAGCUGAAAAUUCUGGUGAAAUACCUCGAAUGGAUGCAAGAUUCGCAGAGAACCUUGUACGCAAGUGGCAAAGUGUAAAGUCCCUAGCCCUCGGUCCUGAUCAUUCUAUUGAAAAAUUGUCAGAGGUAUUGGAUGGUCAAAUGCUGAAAAUCUGGAGUGAGAAAGCUUCUGAAGUUGCUCAGCAUGGCUGGUUUUGGGACUAUGAGCUCGUGAAUCUCAAUAUCGAUAGUGUAACAGUGUCUGUUGACGGGCGUCGUGCUGUAGUGGAAGCAACUCUCGAGGAGUCUGCCCACCUGACAGACGUGGCUCACCCCGAACAUAACGACUCAUAUAGCUCGACAUAUACAACACGGUAUGAGAUGUCCUUUGUGGAAUCGGGUUGGAAAAUUGUCGAAGGAGCUGUUCUUAAAUCGUAA
Molecule: messenger RNA, 2349 nt
Organism: Striga hermonthica
Lineage: Eukaryota; Viridiplantae; Streptophyta; Magnoliopsida; Lamiales; Orobanchaceae
Source: the annotation of a GenBank genome assembly